ACAUUAAGUGCUUAUGAAGUUGGAGAGGAACUUGCUGCGACAAGUCAAAACAAUGUUGAAGAUAAGAAAAACACUUUUGUUAAAGAAGACACAGAGCUGGAGUUUGUUGACAAUAUGGUAUGUAUGAUCAUCGUACAUUGUUUCAAUAUAGUCUGUGGUACUGUUUGGUAGGUCAUUUGUCAAAAAGCAUUGUCAUUCUUAUGGUUCAUUGAUUUCAGAAUACAUUUAAUAGUACUGCAAAUCAUGUGUCAUCGAUCUUGUGUGAAUCUGGGCACAGUUCUGAAUUUAAAUGCAAAUGGUAAUGAUUGAGCUUUUGUGUAGACACAGCUGCACAAACUAUAAGAUAAAUGAAAUAGCAUAUAGCAUAUAGCAAGGUUCUCCAUAGUUUUGAACAGGACAGAUAAAACAGGUGUGUGUAUAAAGCAUUGCAUCAUAUAUAAUCAUACUGAAGGUUAUACAUUCUAAACACACCAUUUUUUGCACAAUUAAUAUAUAUAACUAACUAUUUCUUAACAAAUAUAUAUGGUACACAAUCUCUAGACUUCUCCAGAAACUCCAGACCUAGUAGUCAUGCAGUGGUUGUGGAAAUGGUAAAUUUUACCAUUUUCUGUUUGAUAAGGAGAACCUUUUCUGUAGUAUACAAUGGUUCUGCCUCAUGCAAACAUGCUUAUUAACCCAUUAAGUGGCAUCACUCUCCCCUAGACGAGUAAAAUUGUCCGGUGUUAGUGAAAGUAAAAUAAUAAAGUAGGGUGUUUCUGGGUGCAUGCAUUGCCCCCUAAAGGGUUAACCGGGUGCAUGCAGACAGAUAGUCUGAUUAACCCAUUAAGUGGCAGCACUCUCCCCCUCAUGAGUAAAAUCGUUUGGUUUUAGACAGAGUAAAAUAAUAAAGUAGGGCACAUCUGGAUGCAUUACCACUGUCAAAAUGUCCUCACAAUUCACAAGUUUGCAUUACUGAAGAUCCUUGGUUCCAUCAGUUAAAUCUUUUUAAAAUCAUAGUUGUUGAUUCAUUGUGACUUAUUAUUUUUGUAUUUCAAGGCAACACUCCACUUGAUAUUGUCAGACCCAAUAGCAAAGAGGAAGGUACAAGUUUUUGAAAGAUUGAGUCUUGUAUUGUCUUGUAUAUUAAAUUCUAUAUUGCAUAAGAUGCUGAUAAUUGAACCUCCCGUUAAAAGUUGUUUUACAUCAAUUAAUUCUGCAAAAGCAGAUUUUUUUAUAUGCAUUUUUUCUUUCAUUUUUUUUUUCAGUAUCAACAAAAAGUGACGAUAUUUGUUGUUGGUUAUGAAAACUUGUGUAGUCAUCGUAAUAAGGUUAGCUAAUCCCAGUGCUUUCCGAGCUUUAUAAGUUAAUUAAACCAGCUGUAUAUUAGUGAGGAAACAGGUGUGAGGUUGUCUGCAAUGAAGGAUUCAUUUUACUAAACUGAGGGGCAUUUAAAUUUUGACAGAUUUUCCAAAUUGUAUCGGAUAUUUUCCAGAUUUUUGGGGGAUUUUGUGGCAAAGUGAAAUCCUCCUCGUUAAUCACAACACUAAUUGCAAUUAGUGUUGUUGCUGUUUUUGCCCAUGCAUGCACUUUUUGCUUGCCCAAAACAAGCAAAACAAAUUUUUAUGUCUAUAUAUAUAUUGUGCUCUCAGGAAGAAAAUUAUUUUUACUUGCCUUGACAAUACUUCAAUGUCUUUUAUAGAUUUAAAAAUUUCAACAGACAACUAUACUGGUCCAGAUUUUUAGAAAAAUAAGCAACUGGGCAGAUUUUAUAGAAAAUAUUGUUACCCCAUCCCUCCUUCCCCCCAACCCCCAUCCCCCCUGCCCCAAAUUAAUAGUAUAUGUUGCAUUCAUGUGUAUUUCUGUCUGGAUGAGGAAAGGUUAUACUGAGUCUUCUAUUUGAUUUUGUUAUAGUUGCUGUUACAGCUGCAGCAAGUAAGUAAAACUGAACUUUAAUAUGUUGAAAUAUGUGCUGUACAACACCAGUAUUAAGAACCUUGUUUCUAGUUCAGAAUUUGUAACUCAGAGUCUAUACAUUUGCAGUUUUUCACACAAAAUACAGCAAGUGAUGAUUCAUUUACACCCAGCGCACUGGAGUUUGACUUUGAUGAAGUUGAGAAUAAUGUCAGGUAUAUUUUGUGGAAUCUGAUAUGUAUACUGAUUCAAUUAUUCAAUUUGUUGUCAUUUGUUUGCCUGAUUCCAUUCACGGAUAGUUUUUUGCGCUAUUCAUUGACGCUCGUGUGUUGCUCAUUAACGUGUGUUGCUCAUUCUUAAUCUUGAUGAAGAUAGCCUUAGUGCAUGCUUGCAGACUGAGAUGGACUGAUGUGUACUGAGAUGGACUUCAACUGUUUCCGUGGACAUUUUAAUUUGUGCGUUGUUCCAUUUUUCAUUGCGCAUUAUAAUAUAAAUAGAGAAUAAUACAUGGGUGCGCGGAAAUACCAGAUUUAUUUCGAGUGUUGAACAUGAUAUCUCACGAGUGAGUGAGAUAUCAUGUUCAACACGAGAAAUAAAUCUGGUAUUUCCAAGCACCCAUGUAUUUUUCUGUUUAUUAUAUAAACAAAAUUCAGUGAAAAACAAUAAAACGUCCGUGGCAAUGCGUUUUACAACAAAUGAUAUUUUCACACGUAAAAAUAUCGUAUUUUUUACGUGUGUUUAAAUACGAUUUUUCUCAGUGGCCAAAAACUCUAUAUAACACUGUCUUAUGUUUAUAUAAUAAAUAUAAAUAUGUCGGUUUGAGAGCGCCUUUUCACCUCUGAGUUCGUGGCUCUGCCUGAACGCUGUGGUUUUUUCUGGGCGCUCUGGUUUUCUCCCACAGGGAAAGUUGAUAGGGUGGGUUAGAAUGAUCGAACACAGUUAGAAAGUAUUAUGGCAAUUGUUGUAAAGAUAAAAUAGUCUACACAGCUAAAAACGCACAGGUUGUUGCAAGUUGAUAUCGACAGGCGUGAACAAUGUUGUGCGGCCAACUAUGAACAAGUUGUCAACCAUGUUGUUCCAAGUUGAACAAUGUUGUAACAACAUGUUGACAACACUGAUCAUAGUUGGCUGCAUGCACAACAUUUUUCACGCCUGUCGAUAUCAACUUGCAACAAGUUGUUGAUUUUCUCAAUUUUUACGCGCAUAGGCUAAGUAUGUCGGUAAUUAUACUAGGUAAGCGUGAAACUUGGUGUAAAGCGCAUUUGAUCAUAUAUCCUCGUGUAAAUUUACGCUAUAGAAAUGAUAUAGAAUUACUGGAGAAGUCAGUUGUAUAUAUAUAUAUAUAUAUAUAUAUAUAUAUAUAUAUAUAUAUAUAUAUAUAUAUAUAUAUAUAUAUAUAUAUAUAUAUAUAUAUAUAUAUAUAUAUAUAUAUAUAUAUAUAUAUCUCGCUUACUAGACUACUGUGUAAAUUAUUUGUGAUGUUUCUUCUGUAGAGAUGCUUUGGAUAAAGCUGAAAAAACCACCGAACGUUUGGCGAAUAUCUCCAAAGAUGUUUUAAAAGUUUUUGAAAUGGUCAAUCCCAAGGAUCAUAAAAGGUAAAAUUUGUGUUGUGUGCUCGCGUGAGAGAUUGAAUUCUGGUGUCUAGUGUGUGAAUGUCUCGGAGUAAAUAUACAUUUUAUUAUUAUUAUUUUAUAAUGUUCAAACAACUUUAUUUUUACUCCGCUAAAAUUUUUGAUGAAAUGAUUGAGUUUCAAAACUGAACUCAAGGUUGAGCUCUUGGGGCCGUUUAACCGCUGUUACCAGGCCCUGAAAAAAACCUGUAUGAAAACGACUAAAUUAAGGUACAUGCACAAGCCAGGAAUUUCAUCGCUUUUUUCUUGUGACAAGAAGUUAUGAUGAGUUUUACUGACUCUGAGGUAAUUUUCUUUCACUGUUUGCUAGAAGUAUUUGUGAAAACAAUAUUAUUGUUUGAUGUUGAAUUGUAUAUUACUCAUCGUGACGUGUUGUAUGUUUCACCUCCGCUAUCCAAAUUGGACGGCUACUUCAUUGUGUUAUGUGUUUAUUCGAGUUUUAUUUGUGCAUGUUCACGGUGAUUGAGCUCAUUGUAUUUUCGUAUAAUGGAUACGAAAAUACAAUGAGCUCAAUCACCGUGAACAUGCACAAAUAAAACUUGAAUAAACACAUAACAAAAUUACUGCUGUUUAAUUUACAGGCCAUCAUAUCUUUAUAGACUAUUGUUUCAUCAACUCUUUCGCUUGAACGGGGUUUAAUCAUAAUACCUUAGUGACGGACAUUAGAUAUUUGAGAGGGGGGGUUGGGCAAUUUUUCUGUGCACGAAUUUUUUUUCAGCCCCCAAUUGCUUGCAAGAAUUUUUUUUCUGCAACAUUCCUUUGCACGAUAUUUUUUUUAAGAUGACCUAAAAAAAUUUUCUCGAAAAGUUCGUCGGGGAGAAAGGCAUAAAUUUUUUUCGAUUGUCGUAAAAACACCAUUUUAAUGUUUUAGAAUAAUUGCAUUACAAUUUUAAAAAUCAGCCCUAUUUCUUGCUCGAAUUUUUUUUCAAUAGGUUUGUUGUGCACGAUAUUUUUUUUUCUGGAUUUUUUCUGUGCGCGAAUUUUUUUUGGUAAACUUGUCUCGCAAUGUUUAAAAAAAGAUUUUGAUAAUGCAUUGCAAUGAUUUUCAUGCAACUCGCAACGAUAGUGGACAGAGGCAUGCGAAGAGACUAGGGAGAGGCGCUAUUUGGCGCCAAAUUUUAAUUAAAGUAAAGCGUGUACUGGGGAGAGCCAAUAGGAACACUCCAAGCUAUAAACAUUGCGAGACAAGUUGCACGAAGCCAUGUUACACGCUGCAAUAAUGCUAAAAAUAAUUAGUGCAAUCGUUGCCAAAAGUAGAACCGACUUCUACUCUGUGCAAUGCUUCAUGCAACUUGUCUCGCAAAGAUUUUGACCAUUGCAAGGCAUGUUAAACGGUGCGCAACGCCAUUGCGAGACAAGUUGUAUGAAAAAUUGCACCGUGUAAAGACUAUUUUCCACUAGCGAAUUUCUUCGCGUGAAGCGAAUUUUUUAUUGUUAAAAUUGAAAAGAAUUUAUUAAAAAUCUAAUUAGUUCCAGCCAAGAGCUUAUAAGACAAAAGAUUCGCGCGACAAAUUUCCCAGUGGAAAACUGGCUUUACACGGUGCAAUUUUUCAUUUUACGGGCCUUUAUACGUCAUGAUCAUUGGAACAAAUAAAAUCUUUUUUUUAAAGAGUUUGUGCUAACAUAGUGUCCGUACGUAGUGAUACUUCGAUUCGCCUAAAUCAUCUCAUAGAGAACGAUAUGGUCACAGAAUAGAGAUGAUAUAAUUUUACUUUUUUUAAAAGUAAAAUUUAAUGCUGUAUAGCUAUACGUUGAAUUUUUUCUAUGUCAUUUGGCAUAAAAAGCGUUCGAAACCUUAAUUAAGUCUUUUUGAGAUACCUCUCGAAAUUAGUUUUAUUUGAGUUUUACUGUCGAUUUUAUGCAGUAAGUACCUUUUUGAGUGCAUUUUCUGGUGGUUCAGAAAAUGAAAUAACAGUAAAAAAUUAUAAAAUAAGAUGCGAUUAUCAUUAAAGCAAGUGCAUUGAAUAUACUCAUUGUAGCUUUUUGUGCGCGUUACGUCCGUUUAUGCAAAUUUCUAAGUCUAAUUUCUUAAUAACUAUUGUAUUAAGACAUAAAACGUCCCAAAUUACUUCAUCAAACAAUGCACACUAUGUCUAUAAUUGCCAUGUUGACGUUACGCUGUUUUAAACAGGAUAUCAUCUUUCAUUAGCCGUUGCUAAGCACAGCGCAGAGGUAUAUUAAACGCUUGGAUUUCAAUACAUUACAAUUUACAAUUUACAACGUUUAUCGUUCCUGCUCUACUGGUUUCUUUGCCUGAAUUAAACGAAGAAAUUCGUCUGUAUAUCUUGAAAGAUUUUCAUUUAUAAGCCUUCAUAUUGGAAAGUAAACAAAAUGGUUAGACUAAAUCAGGUUUGUUUGUGUAUAAUGUACUUGCGAAUUGUAGGUUUUGUGUGGUAUACACUGUAAAGAAUCGAAAGUCGCCACUAUAAAUUUUAAACUAGGUGGGAAGAUUCAGAUUUCAAAUCUCGUGUGCUCAUAAAAGAUAAGAACUCUCCACCAAUCUCUGUAGGCUUGAUAGCUCAACAGGUAGAGCAGUGGACUAAAUUCCUGAAGAUUGAGAGUUCAAAUCGCGUGUUUUUAUAAACGAUAGAACUCACUACCAAUCUCUGUAGGCUUGAUAGCUCAAAUAUGGGUAUAUAGAGCAAUGAAGUAUAGUCAACUAGAUUCUUGAUGGUCGAGAGUUCAAAUCUCGUGUAGUUAUAAAAGAUAAGAACUGACCACCUGUUUUUGUAGGCUUAGUAAUUACAGCAAUGAACUUGCGAGUUCAGUAUCUAUUAUAGUGACUUGAUAGCUCAGUAGGUGGAACAGAUUCUUCAAGCUAGGGUGCGAGUUUGUCUGGGUUUGUUUGGGCCUAUAUUUCACCUGGUCCACGUCGCUGAAUCUAAAAAUUACGUGCAUUUUAUAGGGUAUUUGCAAUUUACUUUUCAACGAGAUUAUUGUUAUUGUUAGUCCUAUUAAGUUAUUUAUCUGUUGAUAUCGGUAUCUCAUAUUUGAAUGACAAAUACACAUCAUAUACUGACGCUAUUGCAAGAGUGCGAUAAUUCGAUAUUUUCAGACACACUUCACCGCUACUCCAAUAAUUAUUGCCACGCGCUAAGCUGAUCAAAUACAAGACUCAAGGUGUACUUAAUCUUUGGAAUAGAGCAACAGAAAGCAUAUAGUUCUCCGAAUAGCACUCAUUCUGCAGUAACCAGAUACCACGAGUUUGAACAAGAAGGAGACAUUUGCAUAUACUGUACAAACACAUCUGAUUGAUCGGGCAACGCUUUUAGUCUGAUCUUGUUUCCUGCCAAGACAUGCCAGAAAUAUCGGAUUAACACAUAUUAUAGAUAUUUUGUUGAUACGGUUUUGAAUAUAAUAGACUGCGAACAGUCUAUAUAAUGAAAUUUGUUGCGCAGUCUUUAGGUUUUGAAUACCAUGGGUUUUGAAAAUUUGCUGGUUAUUUGCAUGGUACUAUAGCAAAAUGUAAAUACGCAGAUAGCUAGAACCCGCGUACGUAGACUCGUAAAGGUCCAUACAGACCCGACGCGAUUUGGCAACGCGACGCGAAUUUGCAAUUUUCAAUUACAUUUAACUUCAGUAUUUUUUAUGUUUUCCAAAUAUUCGGAGCAAUUUUCGCUAUUUGGUCUGCAUAUCUUGUCAAAUUUCUAUCUGUUGACGGUUUUAUUUGUUUUUAAAAACUGAAAACUCGCGUCGCGAUGUCAAAUCGCGUUCGGUCUGCAUGAGAACUAAGAUGUACCAUAUAAGUGCGCGAAUUAUCGCACCUUGUGUUAAGUGCAUGCUUGCUCCCGUAUCAAGCCGGUAACAGACCAGCAAGUUUUCUGUGACAAAUUUUGUUUGCUGUAUAGGCAACUUUGCCAAUUUUUGCGCUUGUGUUCGGGUCAGCAAAGAAAAUUUGGGAAAGUAAUUUGAGCACACAACAUGUUGACAUGCGGUUGGUCAACGAUCUAAUGUUGUAGUGGCUAAUAAUAGCUUUGCCUAUAUGGUGGAGCUCAGAUUCAGAAACUUGUCAUGGAGAAUGAUAGUAAAUAAAACUUGAAUUCUGAAAAAUUCAGGAAAAUUCUGAACAUGGAGAAUUCUGAAAAAAUUCAGGAAAUGAAUAAACCGCGCCAAUCACAAUCUUUGAUUAAACCGCGCCAAUCACAAAACAGAAUUAAUGGUUUUAGUACAGAUUCUGUACUAAAACCACUAAUUCUGUUUUGUGAUUGGCGCGGUUUAAUCAAAGAAUCGCCCCGUUGAACCAGAGCCUUCGCGACAUUUCAAUUUAUUAUUUACUGUCGAAGGCUCUGGAAUCCAGGGUAGAACAUGGAGAAUUCUGAAAAAUUCAGGAAAAUUCAGGAAAAUUGUGGGCAUUUAUUCUGGCGACAUUUUCCGUAUAUUUCUUUCAUUUUUCGCAUCCAUGGUUGUCAUCCUUUUUUCUUCUGAAAUUGGGCAACCAUGGUAAACACUGCUGCCUAACAGUUUUACAAGUAUGUAUUCUCUUUAGAAAAUUAAAUUUUAAAAAUACCGAAGUCUCUGCUAGAUUUAGCAAACAAGCAUGACCGCCUCGUUUUGGUGCUUUUUGCACAUUUCAAAGAACUAUAAUUUCACUUAUAUGGAUUGUUUUCGAUCUUAAACUAUCACACUAACUUUGCCUUAAAUAACUUGUUUUGUUUGAAAAACUGGUUAUUAGCGCCUGGCAAUGAAUGAGAUAUGCAAUAAUUCAAAAUUGUGUGGUAACUAGUUUUUGAAUCGGUCAGUGUUACGUAAAGGAAGUGUGGAGUUGAAUGCGGACCAUGCUUACAUAUCUAUUGUUUAUAAGAUAACACGACUCUCUGCCCGAAAUUCUUUGCAAGUUCCAGCAGAAAAAUUCAUCGUGUAAUAUGGCCUUAAUGUUUGAUACGGUCAUAAAUCCGUCCAGUGUCGUGUAGAUCAUAAACUGAAUAGUUUGUAUUCAUUUCAGGGGAAAAAAGAAGUUGGAAAAGGCUUUAUUUCAGUCUCAGCAAGAUGUUAUGCACCUCACUGAAAAACUGGUCGGAGUUCAAUCAGGUACUUAAAUGCUCGUUGACAAAUGUGCUUGAUUUUCGAAGUUUUGCAGUAAAAGUGCAUCAAAUUCAAGACAUCAAUAUAUUUUUGGUGUGAAAGACAGUUUUGCCCAAUGUAACCGGCCAGGUUUAUAUUAGAGACGGAUGAUCCUUAUGGACGAACUUGGGCAAUGGAUUUUUGUCACUUCAUGGUCAUUAUCGCAUGAAAUCUUACCCAACAAAUAACGAUAAAAAUGCCUUGUUUUUGGUACAUUUCCAAUGAGAACCGGUUAAAAGAAACACGGAUUCUCAAAGAAUGGUUUAAUUAUACGAUAUAGUCUUGGGUUUCAAUCACGUGAUAUUUUAGGAUAAUUUUACUCAAGUGAGGGUCAAUCAUCGAAGGAAGGGGUUAUUUCGCUGGCCUCAGAGUGACAAAAUGUAACAAAGCAACCGUUUUACUAAUACUAACCCUAUUCCAAAUACUAACUCCAAUCCUAACCAAACCCUACUCUAAGUUUGUUUCUAAACCAAUCUUGAUGAAAAAUUUUUGACAAAAUGUCAUUCUGAGGUCAGUGAAAUAGUCUUUCCCAUCAGUGAACUGAGGUCAACUAAAACAAUAAAGAUGCAAAAUGGAUGUCAUCGCAUUGUAUGUAAAUGAGUUCUAAGCCAAUAUAAAACACUAUAAACAAUAUAAAAAGCCGUUCUUUACCCUUGACACAGACCCUUGACCCCCCCACGUGACGUCAUUACAAAAACCUUUCCAGAUAUGUGGACCUACUCGGCCCAUAAAAUGACCGCCAGCAGGAACUUGAGCCACGCAAUAAUGGUGUGACACUAAUAAGUAAUAAUCAUUUAAAGAAGGAAUCGUCUGCCAGUAUAAAUGGCGGAAACAGAUAGACAAGCUAUCUAGAAAAUAUCAGACAUGAUUUGUUCCCAGAUCCAUUGCUAGACAGUAUAGAUUAGUUCGUGCUAUUCUCCCCCGUUUAUCUGAAUAGUUAUAGUUCUUCUUGUGUGCAUAGUAAGGCUGCAUGUGGUCCCUAGCUCAUACAGAGUAUUGGUCCAUUACAGUUCUAGGAUUGAUUGCUGCGGUUAGCUUAAUACUAGUAACUUAAAACAGCAAACGUCCCAACGAAGUGAACGAACUUGGAAAUGUUUUAUGCAGAAAUGUUGUCUGGAUCAAUAGAAGUUUUAAUUUGCAUGUAAGGAUUUCAAAUAUCAAGAGGUUCAGAAAUACACAAGCAAAAUGAUUGCUGUUUACUUUUAAUAUCUAGUUCGGAUAACUAUAGCUCCAGUGUGUUAAGGAGCUUAUUAUGUUUCUAAAUAAUAAUACAGUUAUUAGAGUCAAUAUUAAAAAGUUCCUGGGUUUUUUAUGUAGAUUUCGAAGACGCCAAAACAAAAUUGACAACUCUGAAUAACCAACUCGAAGUGAAAGAGGCUGAUAUUGACAGGUAUGUAUUCUGGUUACACCCUCUAAAACACCCAUCCGCCUAACAAAAUCUGGUUAAUUUAAUACCAGGACGUCUUUGUCAAAUAUAACCAGAUUCCUGGUUACUAUAACCAGACUGUUAAUGAAUCCAAUCUUAGUUUGGUGUUAUUUGUUUUGCAGGCUGAAAGCCCAAGUAAAUGUUAAUAAAGUAAGUGAAAAAUAUUUUUCGAUGAAACUUAAAAUUUGUUAAAUAUUUUAAACUUAUCUUUUCUAUGUGUUCUUUCAGACUUUUGAAAGGGAAUGUGAUGAUCUGAGAAAAGGCUUACAGGCUAAAGAACAACAGCUACAGACAUACAGAACGGUGGGUGUCCAAUUUAAAACUGAUAAUACAAUCCAGUAUAGCUAGAGUGAGUUUAGGUUUCACUCGGUAUAAAAGGGAAGCAACAAGGAAUCGCCCAUAACCUCGAGAGAGGUGUCCAGUGAAGAUAAAUUAGUGAAAGUGUAGUUUUUUCCUGUAGAAAAGUGGCUCAAAUUUGGCCGGUAUAGGGGUUAUGCUCUAUAGGGGUUAUGCUCUUUCUAAAAUUUUCCUGGGGCGUCGGGGGCCCAUUCGUCAGAGAAAGCGCCUUUCACUUCUGAGAUCGUGGGUUCGAUACUUGCUGCGGACUCAUGUGGAAAGAAUCAAGCAGUCAACGCUCUACCAGAAGUCGUGAGUCUUCUCCGGGUGCUCCGGUUUUCUCCCACAGGCAGGGAAAGUUGACAGGGUGGGCAGGGCCGUGCCACGGUGAUACCCCCCCCCCCCGCCCCCCAAAAAAAUAAAAAAGGGGCCCAACUUGCGGAGAGGGGGCCCUGGAAAGCUGGAAUUGCAGAACAUGUUGAAUAUUAAGGAAUUUUCUGGAAAAUUGGUCUAAAAAGGUCUUCAGAACUAAAUUUAAGCCCCCAUUAUGUAAGUAGUGUUUGAAAACAUUUUUGGGACCUAACCUAUUCCCCCGUAGCGACGGAAAAAUUUUUUGGUUUCUGGAAUUUAUUUUUUUUGGGGGGGGGGGGGCAAAUGGGAGGGUCCCCAAAUUUUUUAUUUCACCCCCCAACCAAAAACCACUUGGCACUGCCCUGAGGGUGGGUUAGGAGACAGUGUGUAGUAUAUUUAGUUCAGUUUUAAUGUGUUUAUUUUGUUUAGUUUUAACUAGUUUAGUUUAGUAGUUUGGUUUGGUUUUAGUUUAGUCUUAGUUUAGUUGAACUUACACUUUAUUAUUUUUCGUUUCUACAGGAAAUGGACGAGGUGGAGCUAUCGCUGUCUCAAGCAGAGAGCAAGUACGACGAGUACGUAGAAAUGUGCAGGAAUUUGAGGGAUGAAAAUCAACAUUUGAAGGAUGAUAUUGAAGGACGAUCGAAAGAACAAGCAGAGAAGAUUAUCGAAAUCAGAAAAGGUACAAUGCAGGUUAUAUGGUAUACAGCUAUUUCAAUUAAGGUUGUCCCCCGGGCAAAGUGGAAAAGUCGAAUACGAGCGCGAAAGCCUGCUGGGAAUCGCUAAUAAAUGAAUGAAUUUAUUAGCGAUUCCCAGCAGCCUUUCGCGCUCGUAUUCGACUUUUCCGCUUUGCUCGGGGGACAACCUCAAUUGAAAUAGCUGUAUACGGUAUAAAAACCACGAAGGCACUUUGUCUAGAAGUUUUUAACCAGACAAAAGGGUUCCCAUUUCAGGUAUAGUUGGAUACUUCAACCAGGAGAACCAAUGUAAUUAAUAACAGACCUAUAACUUUUAUAUUCCAGUCUCUCUAAGAGUUUCGAUAUUUACCCAUAGUACCAUACCUUAUAUUUGCAUCACCCACGAUAUAUAUAUAUAUAUAUAUAUAUAUAUAUAUAUCACCCCACGAGCUUGUAGAAAUCUUAUUAUUAUUUAUUUAUAAUAACAUUGCUAAUUUACAGACUUAGAGAACAAGCAUGAAACAGAGAUGAACGAAUUAAAGGCAAACCAGGAAAAAGAUAUAACUCGAUUGAAAGAAAUUCAUGAGGAUGAAGUGCUAACUCUGAGAGAAAAACUUGACGCGGUAAGCUUGUAUUUCAGAACUGUCCUCAGAAAUAUGAAAAACUAGUUUGAUAUUAUUAUCAGAGAUUAGGUAGAGCGACGGUCUACAGUAGAUUCCCGAAGAUUUGAGUUUGAAUACCGCUCGAGACUGUGCUUAUCGCCGCCAUGCCAGAAAAAUUAUAAUAGUCCGCUGGCCAAUCACAUCAAAUGCUCAGAUUACUUUGACAAGUUUUCUUUGUUGACCCAUGCAGACGAACAAAAUUUGUACUUUGACAAUUAUUUCUAUGACAAGUGCACAGAAAAAAUGCAUAGAAAGAAUGCAAGUGCAUAGAAAAAAUUGUCAAAGUUGCGCGUACAGACGAGCAAAUAAAACUUCUCACAAAAAAACUUUUGUCAAAGAAAACUUGUUCGUCUGUACAACCGGCUUUAACCGGUUGAUGAGUAAGGCAUAGGCAUGACGUGUUUGUUUUGACUGCUGGUUCAGAAUUUUUAAGCUCUACAACGAACUGUGAUCUUUCUUAACCAUGUUUCAAUAGAGAAAUAUUUCUGUUCCAUCGUUUAGCCAUUUCUAACUAGUUUUAAAAUAGACUGUGCAGGAUUAACCCCGUUCAACCUCCAUGUUUGUUUCUUAAAUGACAUAUUCGAAGUUUGCUGGUCUUCCCAUGUCAUUAUAUGAACUAUGUGUAUAUAUUUCCAUCUGCUUUAGAUGAGAAGGCGUUCUUUGGCAACAGCCACGUCAAGUGCCCCCACUCUAUUACCGGACAGUCGUGACUCUGCCAGAUUCUCGACGACAGAAUCAGAAUAUGCUUCGCGAGCGUUUAGCACGUGGAAAUCUGCUAAAACUGCUACAACUAUAGUGGAAGUAAAGGUGAAUAGUGCAAUUAUUAGUAAUGGUAAACAUUGCCUCGUGGCGAUAGUAUACAGGGGCUGGUUGUUCAAAGCUGGGUUAACUUAACCCUAGGUUAACCUAAAAUUCAAAGCAAACUCCCAGCUUGGCUAUAAAUUUGGAAAUAUCUCUUCAGAGAUCUUCUCUGAAUCGAUAGGAGUUCACUCCUCUAAAGUUUUGAAAUAAACAGACGUGCAGAGAUACACAAACCAACACAGUGGUUUAAAUUUUAACCGAGGGUUAGUGCUAACCCACCUUUAAACAACCGGCCGAAGUAAUAUAAGUUUUGAUUUGUUAAAACACUUAUUAAAUAAUAUUAUUAUAUAAACAUUAGUGUUAUAUAGAGUUUUUGGCCACUGAAAAAUCGUAUUUAAACACACGUAAAAAAUACGAUAUUUUUACGUGUGAAAAUAUCAUUUGUUGUAAAACGCAUUGCCACGGACGUUUUAUUCUUUUCACUGAAUUUUGUUUAUAUAAUAAACAGAAAAAUACAUGGGUGCUUGGAAAUACCAGAUUUAUUUCUCGUGUUGAACACUGAUAUCUCACUCGUUCGCUGCGCUCACUCGUGAGAUAUCAUGUUCAACACUCGAAAUAAAUCUGGUAUUUCCGCGCAGCCAUGUAUUAUUCUCUAUGUAUUUCGCUUGCUGGCACAGUCGUUAAGGCUACCUGUACGUUUACACUGUACCGGCUAGCUCUCCGUAGAUAGCGGUGCGAAAAAGCACCUAUGACCUAUCCGAUACGGAAUGUCCAAUAUUCAGAAGCUGAACGAAACAACAUCUCUCCGUUGCAAUAAUUCCUCUAAAAAUCGCGUACCUAAAUGGUACGGAUAGGUGUUUUUUUCACGUCGCUACGGAAGCGUAUCCGCGGUGCAGUGUAAACGUGGCCUAAAGCAACUCUAAGAAACCUCGCAGAUGCAGACCACGAACUUCGAUCGAUUUCCGAGAAAUCCGUCAUCAUCAGAAAUCAAGCGAGCUUCUAAACCGCAAAGUGGCCUCCCUUGUGAGAUUGCUCGAAGUUUUAGUUGUGCUAACAUAGAAUAAAUGACUGGCCUUACUGGGACUCUUGAAAGAACCGGUCGGGCGGGAGUGAUAGUAGUAUAGUACCACGUUGCAUAUUCCCUAUUUCUACAGUAUGUAUGUAUGAAAAUAUCGUGCUAACCGCUAUUUCUUGAGUUAUAAUAAUAUGCCAAUUCUUCUCGUAGACUUCCGACAGUUCACGUCUUGGCACGGCGUCCUCCGAUGCUAAAGGAAAAGACUCCGCUCUCGACAGAUCUAGUAGUAUAUUUGUCUCGAUGAGUAACACACCAUUACCUAGAACACCCAAAACAGCAGACACACUGGGACCAAGUGAGUGCAGUAGUUUCACUAGGUCAACACUUAUUUCAACUCAAUACUUAUUACUUGAUUCCGUUAAUCAAUAUCAUGUGCCAGUGUACAGGAAUAGGCAGAGCUAAUAAUAAGAAAGUUUCAGAUUGAUAGGGAUUCAACUACCUGAAAAAUACAAGGAGAACUUCGACGUUUCGAGCGAAGGCCCUUCGUCCUUGUGUUUUUCAGGUAGUUGCAUCCCUAUUAAUGCAAAGCUUUCGUAAAAAGGAACAACCUGUUUCUGGUUGAUAUCGACAAGCUUGAACAAGAUUGUGCUGCACCCUAAGAACAAGCAAUGUUAAUAAGAACCCCAUACGAUCUUGAUUUUGGUUAGUGGUCUGUUUCAGUCAGUGUAGAUGACAACUUUCACGUUGGCCGUACAGUACGGUAACACGUGCCUUACGGUAGUAAUUUCUAGUUACUGAAAUACAUGAUAGGUAUUGAGAGGUGCAACAUCUAUGUGCCAUGUACAUGUUUAUGUAGGUGUGUAUAAUGAUUGAUUGAUUGAUUGAUUACAUUACAUUUUCCCUCCAUUUAUAAGGUGUUUCAGUUAUGUCCAGAGAGGCAAGUCCAGUACGUACGGCAGAGAGCUCCACCCAGACUGAUGACGUCAUUGACAAUCUGGUGGAUGUCGAUGAAAUAUCUGAAGUGAAGUCAAAAACUGAUCUUCUGGAGAUUGAACGCGAAAUGGUGGGUUAUUAUACAGUCUAUGAUAGCGGAAUAUGACGUGGCGAUGACACAGUGUAUGACGUGUCGAUACGACAGUAUAUGACGUGUCGGUAGGCCCCAUGUGUUACUGACUACUUCAGUUAAAAUAUAGACAUCCGAUAGUAUGCCGUAAAAUUUUGCUGGAUAUUAGAGACUAAAGCAGGUCUGUCGUUUAAGACAACAGACUCAUAUUAUAUACACUUUAACAUGAAUGAUACAAAUUCCGAAUAAAUCUUCAAUUUCAAGAUUUGAAUUAACACAAGACCAAUUGUUUGAAACUGUGGAUUUUCAACACAAUGUUUAGCAUUUUUUUAAAGAUCGAGGCAUUGAAUUAUUUGAAGAUAGAGUCAUGACAUUUCAGUUACUAGAAUAUCAAACCUCCCUUUUAAACUCCAUUUUUCUUCAAAUGUUUUGCUUAUUAUAGAGAAAAGAGAUUUUGACUGGGGGCCAAAAGGGUUGAGGAGGCUUUGCCCCCAGUUAUAUAGUUUAAAAAGGCCCUGGAUGACUUUGAAAUAUAGUCGAAAAUUCACAUUUUCAACUCCUUUUUAUAUUUUCUUGACAUGAAUAAUGAGUUGCAUUGUAUAGAUUGUAUUCUUUAAUUUUAGGCUAAAACGCCAACGAAUGAACUGCCACAGAAAUUGGAUGAAUAUAAGAAUAAA
Molecule: messenger RNA, 15587 nt
Organism: Paramuricea clavata
Lineage: Eukaryota; Metazoa; Cnidaria; Anthozoa; Malacalcyonacea; Plexauridae
Source: the annotation of a GenBank genome assembly